Messenger RNA from Mycena citricolor, 2901 nucleotides. Lineage: Eukaryota; Fungi; Basidiomycota; Agaricomycetes; Agaricales; Mycenaceae. The record is from the annotation of a GenBank genome assembly.
UGAUCACCGACAACUUUCCUCUCGGAUUAUGAAGGCGAACUAUAAGUUCUCCAACAUUUGCGGGACCGUUUAUCGGCAAGGGAACAUUCUCUUCACUUCGGAUGGGAAUUCGUUGCUUAGCCCAGUCGGCAAUCGAGUCUCUGUGUUCGACUUGGUGAACAACAAAUCCUUCACUCUCCCGUUCGAGAACCGCAAAAACAUUGCAUCGCUUGCUCUAAGUCCAGAUUCCAAUGUUCUCAUCUCGGUCGACGAUGAUGGCCGCGCCCUUCUAGUCAACUUCCGUCGAGGAGUCGUUCUUCAUCACUUCAACUUCAAAAAACCGGUCAAGGACAUCAAGUUCUCUCCGGACGGCAAAUACAUCGCGAUAACGCAUGGUACCCAUGUCCAAGUGUGGUGUACACCGAACCAUCUCGCUCGCGAGUUUGCCCCUUUCAACCUACACCGAACGUAUACCGGCCAUCAUGAGGAGGUCCUGAGUAUUCAGUGGUCAAACGACUCGACAUGCUUCAUCUCUACCUCCCAAGAUAUGACCGCUCGGCUAUUCACGCUGAACCCCGUUGAAGGGUUCAGACCAAAGACAUUCGCCGGUCACAGGGAUGCCGUUCUCGGUGCAUAUUUCUCAGCCGAUGGAAACACAAUAUACACAGUCAGUCGUGACGGCGCUGUCUUCACGUGGAAAGAAAAGGAGUCGGAGGAAGAAAACGAAGACGAUGACGAACCUGUGGCCUCGAGCUCUAAAGGGACUGAUGCCAACCGAAUCGCCAACACUCGAUGGGGUGUGCACAAACGCCAUUACUUCAAGCAGGCUAACACGAAAGUGGUGUGCGGGACCUUCCAUGCUGCUUCCAAUCUGCUUGUUGUCGGGUUCUCCACCGGCGUAUUUGGGCUCUGGGAGAUGCCCGCCUUCUCAAACAUCCACACACUCAGCGUCUCGCAAGAAAAAAUCACCUCGGUGGCGAUCAAUGCAUCGGGAGAAUGGCUGGCAUUUGGGGCGCGGAAGAUGGGGCAGCUGUUGGUCUGGGAAUGGCAGUCGGAGUCAUAUGUUCUCAAACAGCAGGGCCACUUUUACGACAUGAAUACCCUGGCUUAUUCGCCGGACGGGCAGACUAUUGCUACCGGAGGUGAUGAUGGUAAGGUCAAAGUCUGGUCGACGCAUACUGGCUUCUGCUUUGUCACCUUCAGUGAACACUCGGCGCCUGUUUCUUGUGUCGAGUUCGCCAAGCACGGGAGUGUUUUGUUCACCGCGUCUCUUGAUGGGACAGUGCGGGCAUAUGACCUAGUGCGCUACCGCAACUUCCGGACGUUCACGUCGCCUUCCCCCGUCCAGUUCUCUGCCCUGGCCGUGGAUCCUUCGGGCGAAGUCGUCGCAGCUGGAUCGACCGACUCGUUCGAGGUGUUUUUGUGGUCUGUACAGACCGGGAAGCUGCUCGACAUCCUGACGGGACACGAGGGUCCCGUGAGCUCGCUCGCUUUCUCGCCAGCAGGCGCGAAUCAGCUCGUCAGCGGCUCUUGGGACCGCUCAGUCCGCGUCUGGAGUGUGUUCGGGCGUUCGCGGGCUGUGGAGCCCUUCGCACUCAAUUCGGAUGUGCUCGCUGUCGCGUUCCGACCAGACGGCAAAGAACUUGCUGCUGCGACUCUGGAUGGGCAACUCUCAUUUUUCGAUAUCGAGUUGAGCAAACAAACGAACACGAUCGAGGGCAGGAAAGAUGUGUCCGGUGGCAGGAAGGCUCACGACCGCAAUUCUGCCGCGAACAGUACGUCGGGUAAAGCGUACAACAGUUUGGCAUACACUGCCGAUGGUCGAUGCGUUCUAGCCGGCGGGAACAGCAAGUAUGUUGUCCUGUACGAUGUGCGGGACGGAGAAGGUGUCAUGGUCAAGAAAUUCCAGAUAUCCGAGAAUCUGUCAUUGGAUGGGACCGAGGAGUUUCUCGAUAGCCGCAAGGUUAACGAUGCAGGAAUUAACACGGACUUGAUCGACACUCAUGGGGACGACAGCGACCUGGAAGAUCGGUUGGACGUCAGCCUCCCUGGAGCAAGUCGAGGUGCCGGUGACAUGUCUAUCAGGCGCUACCGUCAAGAGGCGCGGACCAAAUGCGUUCGGUUCUCUCCCACUGGACGUGCUUGGGCUGCGGCUUCAACCGAAGGUCUUCUGAUCUACUCCCUGGAUGACGCAGUCGCCUUCGAUCCUUUUGACCUGUCCAUGGAUUUGACCCCGCAGGCAAUCCAAGACACACUCGCUGAUGGAGAGUAUCUCAAAGCACUCGUGAUGGCUUUCCGUCUGAAUGAGAAACCACUCAUUCAAACUGUGUUUGAGGCUGUCCCUCGGGCCGAUAUCCGUCUCGUCGCUCGGCAACUUCCCGUCAUUUACGUGCCUCUCCUCUUGAGAUUCGUCGCAGAACACUUAGCACGGACGCCGCACCUCGAGUUUGAUCUUCUUUGGACAAAUACUCUCCUGAUGGCUCACGGACGUAUGUUGCGCGAUCGUUCAGCUGAAUUUGCGAGCGUUUUCCGAGUGUUGCAAAAGAGUCUGGCGGAUUUCGAACAGUCCAUUUCUCGCAUCUGCGAGGAAAACGGCUCGACACUGGCAUAUUUAAUGGACCAAUCCAAGGUCCAAGUCACGAGAGGGAGCGAGGAUAUUGAAAUGAAUGCUGCAUGAUCGCUUGUAUCAAAAUAUUGAAGAUUCACGGUGGAAAAUAAAGAGCAAUGGCCGGAACAUUACUCUGGUGCUCGUGGAGCGAAGAGAACAUGUCAAAACGCGGCGGGGAUUGAUCGUAAGAAGUCGCUGCGUGAAAAAGUGAUUCGACCCAGGUUCGAACUGAGGACCGCCUGUGAACAGCGCAGAAGACUUGCGGACUGACUUGCGGACUGUUAGACAGAAGUGAUAACCAACUACACCAUCGA